AUGGGCGUCGUGAACGUCGCGCGCGAUGCGAUAAACGCCUCGGCGACGCUGUUGACGCCGACGCGCGCGCGCUGCGACGCUCAAGCGGCGUUUCCCGUGCGUUUGAGCCCGAGCGAUGGGGCGCUGGUGACGCAUAAAAUGGACGCAUGGGACGCGCUGCGCGCGCUGGCGCGCGAGUCGCGGCUCGCCGUCGUCGCGAGUGAAGUGCAGUGUUCGUUUUUGACGGACGCGUACCCGGACGAGGCGCUGAAGGAGUACGCGAUCGAGAGGAAGACGAUCGGGUCGACGCUGACGGCGAGCGCGUGCGCGUGGCGGGCGGUUCGAUGCGCUGUCGUGGCGUUUCAGAGGCCGGUACAGGAGUGGUUGAACGAGGUUGACGCGAGGAUUACUAAGGAAACUGAAACGGGCGAGCCGAGCGAGCUGCCGGAGUUUGAUUACAUCGAGCCGACGAGGGCGGCGUGGUGGGCGUUUAAGCGCGAUUCGGUGGUGGCGGCGACGAGACGGAUUUUGGAAUAUCUCGUCGUCGGACGAUCGAGCAAGCGCUUGAGCGCAAAAUUGUGUAAAGAUAUAAGGUACAGCGCGAGACGAAAGGCGCAGAGGGUGAGUUGGGAGCGCGGGUUGGGGAAAUUCGCGCAGGCUGGGAAUAUGUUUCGCACGGUGACGCUCGCCAACGCCAUCAACGUUUCGGGAGAAUUCGUCGUCGACGUCACCUUAGCGUCGUACGAGGCUCGCUGGUUGCGUCGUCGAUCGUCUAAAGCGUCGUCUCGCGCGAUAUCUCGGGCGUGGCGGCGCGCGUUGCUUCGAGCGGCGUGCAAAGCUGGCUCGGUGCUCGUCGGCGGCGCCGCCGCGUGCGCCGCCUUCACCUUUUGUCGCCCGCGCGGCGCGGGACCGCGCGUCGUCAGCUGGGGCACCUACGCCUCCCUGACCGCGGGCGAACUCGCUGGUGGCAUUUUCAUCGCUCCCACCGUCUUCGCGCUCGUCGCAGACGCGAACGUCGAAGAACCACCGCCCGCGAUUCACUAG
Messenger RNA from Ostreococcus lucimarinus CCE9901, 1023 nucleotides. RefSeq lists its product with no specific name. Bases 1 to 1023 code for a protein of 340 amino acids. NCBI's taxonomy places the organism in Eukaryota, Viridiplantae, Chlorophyta, Mamiellophyceae, Mamiellales, Bathycoccaceae. The record is from RefSeq and is a predicted model, not a curated record. The transcript has a single exon.